CAGUCGCAUUUUUGAGUUCUAACCACGCAGAUCUCUUGGCAAAACACCCGCAUAAUAAAAAACUUCGGAAAUUACACACUCCAUAUUUAAAACAGCAAAUUAACACUAUUUUAAUAAAAGACAAAAAGAGUUUAGUAUUUUGGCUAUAUUGAGCGGCGUAGUGGUUAUUUUUAACAAUAUUUUAAUAGAAUUUUAUGUGUAAACGAUACUUAUGAAUGUACAUACAUAGUAUAUUUGAAUUUCGUCGCAUUUGUACAGUUAUAGUAUGAACAAGCUGAUGAAAGCACAGUGCGAAGUACACAAGUGACGCAUGAAGUCGUAAAAAUAUUCAAUUAACAUACAUAUAUAAAUAUGUAUAUACACCAACAGAAACGAAAAUAAAAACAGUAAACAAAUACUUAGCUAGUUGCUCAACUAGUUGUAUUUCGCUAUCAGCCGUAUCAGCGAAUUCUAUUCACAUUUACCGCUUUAACAAAAUUAAUUCACGUUAAAAUUAUCUGCGAAAUCGCUAUUGGAAACGGACCGCACGUGAAUAUUUGGUAUUGCCCAUUGAGCCGAACGUUCUUAGCCGGUCAGCGCAUACCCGCCGCGCUGCGAGUACAACAUACAUAUGUACAUACAUAUGUAUGAAUGUUUUUCAAAUGCCGGGAGCAUAUACGGAUAAGAGAGUAUGCGAACUUGUUUAUGAAUAAGCAUCAUUUUGCAUCGGUACAUACCGAAAAUAAGGUGAUUCGUCUGCAUAGCGUCGCACGCUCAGCAGUUCGCUAGUGACGACGUGGUUGUUGCGCCACUUUCCGGAGAGGGUAAUAACUACAAACGUGCAUUUUGAGUGUUGAGAGUAAGCUGUACGCAAUACAAAUCGUAAAGAGCACGGGUAGUGAUUUCAUAAGUAAUUUGUAUCUUUAACCAAUAAGACGAAGUCUCGUUCGCAGUUAUUCAAACUAAACAAUAAAGCCAGUAUCCGCAAAUCAACAGCAGCCGCAAAGCUUUCGCACAUAAACAGUUGCAAAAAUGGGUUACGAUGAGGUGCUUGUGCCCUUGGGAGAUUUCGGCAAAUAUCAACGUCUUAUUUUCUUUUUACUCUGUCUUACAGCUAUCUCUUGUGCCUUUCAUAAAAUGUCACGCACAUUUAUUUUUGCUAAACCGAACUUCCGCUGUCAACUUCCUUUUGAGCACGAAGCGAAUGACACUCAUCUUAACGCCAGUAAAACGAACGAUUUCAAAUUGCCGGCUCACCUGUGGCAUUUGGUUUAUCCCGCUGAUACAGCUGAUCCGAAAAUAGGACGUUAUGAGGCUUGUAGCUACUUUAAUAUUGAAAAUAAAUACUAUGAGUUGUUGGGAAGCAGUAUGCAGACAUAUAAUGACUCGCUGUUGCAUCAAAAUAUUACAUUGAGUAAUAAAACAUUGCCUUGUAACGGCUAUAUUUAUGAUCGGUCCAAGAUUAGUAACAGCGCCGUCACAGAAUGGAAUAUGAUUUGCGAUCAAAGUUUCUUGGUAGCCACGAGCGAUGCGAUAUUUAUGUUUGGCGUUUUAGUUGGUAGUAUUGGCUUCGGGCAGUUAUCGGAUAAAUGUGGCCGAAAGCCAGUCUUCUUUGUCUCGUUGCUGAUUCAGGUGUCGUUUGGCAUACUGGCCGGUAUUGCACCGGACUAUCUUACCUAUAUAAUGGUACGCUUCAUAAUUGGUGCCACAACUUCGGGAGUGUUCCUUGUUGCUUAUGUCAUUGCUAUGGAGAUGGUGGGUCCGAAGAAACGUUUAUAUGCCGGCAUAUUCUUGAUGAUGUUCUUCUCCGUGGGUUUUAUGCUUACAGCGGUAUUUGCCUACUUUAUAAAUGAAUGGCGGACAUUACAAAUAGCCAUUUCAUUACCGGGUCUUUUAUUUCUCGGCUAUUAUUGGAUUAUACCAGAGUCCACUCGUUGGCUAAUUUCGAAUAAUCGUAAAGAAGCCGCGAUCACCAACAUUCAGAAAGCCGCUCGUUUCAACAAAGUGCACUUAGACGAGGCUGAAAUUAAUCGAUUACUAAGCGAUGAGGAAAACGUCGAAAACUUGAAAACCAAAGAAACACAAGAGAACACUGCUGCGACCUCUAACAGAGCAGUAUCCGUUUUCGAUCUACUACGUUAUCCGAAUUUACGUCGAAAAACGUUGUUAAUUUUUUUCGAUUGGUUUGUGAAUAGCGGUACUUAUUACGGACUUUCGUGGAACACAAACUCUUUGGGUGAUAAUAUGCUGUUGAAUUUUGUGAUUUCCGGCGCAGUUGAAAUUCCUGCCUUCACUUUCUUGCUUUUCACGCUCAAUCGUUGGGGACGACGCACCAUUCUCUGCGGCUGUAUGUUGGUUGCCGGAUCCGCGCUGCUGCUCACCAUUGUCGUGCCGAAAGAAUUGAAUUGGCUGAUAAUUGUGCUGGCAAUGAUGGGCAAACUCGCUAUCACCGCUUCUUAUGGCACCGUUUAUAUCUUCUCAGCUGAGCAAUUCCCCACAGUAGUGAGAAAUGUGGGCUUAGGCGCGUCUUCAAUGAUGGCACGCAUUGGCGGCAUUUUAGCGCCCUUCAUCAAUAUGCUGAGCAAUGUAUGGCGUCCGUUGCCGCUCAUCAUUUUCGGAAGCGCUGCAUUCAUCGGUGGACUACUGUCGUUGCUGCUGCCUGAGACACACAACAAGCCGACGCUGGAGACUAUAGAGGAGGGUGAAAAUUUUGGUAGAAGGGUGGAUACAAGGGUCGAGCGAUCUAAUAAAGACAUAUUCAUUGUGGAUAACAUGGAAAAUGUGCCUUUGAACAGUAAUGGAAAUCAUCCUGACAAAAUACAAAUUAAAAAAAUGACUAGUUGAAUAAUUCAAGUUGUAUCACCAAGUUUUAGUUUAAACAAUUUGAUUUCAUUUUGCGCUUAGCAGUAUGUAAAAAUCCAAGUAUUUAUAAUAAUAAUUUCGUAAAAGUUUCGUUCUAAAAUAUGUUCUUCUUAUAUAUUAGUUUGGAAACCAUUAUUGCCCACAAUAUAUUCAAAAUUUCAACUUUUAUACAUUCUGCGUUGUCUUUUUAUAUUAUCUAACUAAACUUCCGGAGGUUUCAACAAAGUAUGUUAUAUAUGUAUAUAUUUAUUUAUACUAUCGUACUAGUUAUCACAUUUUUCACAUUCAUCAAAAAGAAUUUAAAGUAUUCUACUGCUUUCAAAAAUUACCCAGCUGCAUAACAUAUUACUUAAAUGUCGUAAGCUAGUCGUAUAUUAAACACUUAUUAGUGCAUAUACAUAUGUAUAUGUAUGUAUUGCGGUAUACUCUGUCUACUUAAUAUUACCAAAUUGUGAUGAGUUAUAAUUACGAAUUCUACAAACUAGAAACAAUAAUCAAUAUUAUUUUCUGAAUUAUUAAUUUAAA
Messenger RNA from Bactrocera latifrons, 3366 nucleotides. Its product is annotated as organic cation transporter-like protein. Gene Ontology annotation, molecular function: transmembrane transporter activity. The record is from RefSeq and is a predicted model, not a curated record. Gene Ontology annotation, biological process: transmembrane transport. Gene Ontology annotation, cellular component: membrane. The coding region runs from base 1012 to 2823 and encodes 603 amino acids. NCBI's taxonomy places the organism in Eukaryota, Metazoa, Arthropoda, Insecta, Diptera, Tephritidae. The transcript has a single exon.